Pristis pectinata (smalltooth sawfish) is the source of this 1228-nucleotide messenger RNA. It is a transcript of the gene nsmce4a, whose product is annotated as NSE4 homolog A, SMC5-SMC6 complex component. Lineage: Eukaryota; Metazoa; Chordata; Chondrichthyes; Rhinopristiformes; Pristidae. Gene Ontology annotation, cellular component: nucleus; Smc5-Smc6 complex. The coding region runs from base 138 to 1094 and encodes 318 amino acids. Gene Ontology annotation, biological process: DNA repair. The record is from RefSeq and is a predicted model, not a curated record. The transcript has 11 exons.
GACAAUGUCGGAGAGUAGAAGUCGGGCCCGGGUGAUGCAUCAGAGCGGUAGCUCCCACCGUUCGUCGGCCAGCACGUCCAACGGGACUGGGGGGGCAGCCGCACGGCAGGAGGAACUCGGCCGUGUCUGAUUGCACCAUGACGGAGGACGAGGACCUCGGCGACGGCAUCCUGUACGGGGCCCGGGACGAUGACCCGAACCGCCGGAGGAUGCUGAGGCACCAGUACCGGGAGCUCAUCAACAGUGUUCAGCAGAAUCGUGAGGACAUGAUCAGACCCAACAGUAAUAAAUUAACAGAAGCACUGGAAGAAGCUAAUAAAUUGUUUUCCAAAGUACGUCAGACCAGCGAGGCAGCCCUGGAUGCUCAGUUUCUUGUACUUGCUACAAAUCUGGGUCAAGAGAAGGCUAAUCAGCUGCACACAGACAUGAUGGUGUUUGAUCCAUCAGUCUUUGCAGAGGAACUGUUAACAUUCAUGGGUUUGAGACGACUGGAAACUGAAGGGAGUGAUGAAGAUGAUGAAUCCACAGGGUGGCUUCCGAAGGAUGCCUGGACUAAACUAGGAAAUGAAGCAGAAAAGUAUUUUAAAAGAGCUCCAGCCUUUCAUUAUAUGUUGGGAUCUUUCAAAAGUGAACCUCCAGUUCCACGACAGAGAACUGAGAGGCAGAAGAGAGUUCCAACGAAGGAAGAACGCAGAAUAAUGCCUACACAGUUGAAGAAAAUGGAUGAAUCUCACCAAGAAGCAACUGAAAAGGAAGUGGAGAGGAUAUUAGGACUAUUGCAAGAGUACUUCAAAUCUGACCCUGAAACACCAAUCAAUUUCUUUGACUUUGUAAUUGAUCCACAUUCUUAUUCACGUACUGUGGAGAACAUAUUCCAUGUCUCCUUCAUUGUCAGAGAUGGUUUUGCUGCCAUUGGGCUUGAUCAAGACAAACUACCGAUUAUUGAGCCAGUAAAUGAAGGUGUGGGUAAUGAUAGACCACAGCAACAAAGACAACAGACAGUUAUUUCUUUGAGCCAACAAGAGUGGAAGGAAAUAAUUGAUACGUUUGAAAUAGCAGAUGCCAUGAUACCACCAUCCACCCAAGGAGAUUGAUGAUAUUUGAUAUACUUGAUGUGCCUUAUACCCCACAGCUAAUGGAAGAUGGGAUUUUUGGAGAAAUGAAGACUUAUUUUGUAUAUGUGGCUUUUGAAGUUUUUACAAUAAUGUAAUAAAUGCUAAUGGUUUUG